GAGCUGCGCCAGACUGCGGGGCGAGGUCUGACUUGCUAGUUCGUUCGUUCGUAUACCAACACAAUAUACUAAAGGAAUGUGUAUAAACGUAUAGAGCUAUUUCUUGAUUUACAGUCAUAUCUUGUCCCUCUAUCAACAGCUUUGCAAGUGCAGAAACGUCACCGCAAGUCUCCUUUCUGUUCUCUCUGAGAGUGACUGGAAGCCGUACGUUACCUCUUACUCGAGUGAUUCCCUUCCUCUGUGACAAUACGAACUCGUGGCUUAUUUUCUCAUGUUUAUAUUGUAUAUUUCAACGCAACGAUGAGAGGAAGGAAAUGAAACAAGACUGGAAAAGUGAGAGAUAAAUUUCCACACUCCUAGUCAGUGUCUUAUGGAAAAUGGACGGAAUCUGAAAUGCAGAACAUGUGAGAUGAGCAAGACCAUGCGGAAGGGUGACUGUGAACUAAUGGUGCUUCUAAAAUUGUGACGAGAGAGCGCCAGCUGAUGACUGAGUCGGCCAGCGUGUGUUCUUAUUGAUCCUGAGAUGGUGACUUGAGAGGGCGCGCCACUGAUCGAUUCGUAACAAUGGGGUCACAACACAAUUGCAAGGCAAGGGGAUGCCCGAAUUGCCAUGAGGCGGACGCUGCUGGGGGAAGUCCCGGGGGUGUAAUGGACUGGGGAUUCCCCUCGAAUCUCCCCGAGUCCCGGCUGCUGCGCCUUCUGCUACUGCUCCUCAUCCUAGUCAUGGCAGUACGCUGCGAGGGAUGCAAGGUGGACAGAUGUUCACGAGAAUAUGAAAGGGCGAUGGAUGAACGAGAUAUACCGAAUCCAGAGCCGUCAGCAGAGUUCUGCCAAAUUGCGAGAGAUUACGGAGCCUGUCUAAGAGGAACUGCACGGUCUUGCCGGGGUAACCUCAACUACCACUCUACCAUGAGCACGCUGGGACGGUUAGCUAAUGAGUUUAACUGCCCUCGACUCUUGACUAACAGCACAUCCGCGGGGCACGUCCCAUUGCCGUCGUCUAGUGCGGCACCUCCACGAACCUCUAGCACGCCUGCCCCAAAACGAGAGUGUACUUAUCAGGGCAGACAUCGAUUCAGGCAUUGUGGGUUGUUCGGAGAUCCGCAUCUUAAGACAUUCAAAAACCAAUACCAGACGUGUCGGGUUCGCGGCGCAUGGCCCCUCAUCGACAAUCCCUACCUUGGUGUUCAAGUGACUAACGAGCCCGUCGUCGAGGGAUCUCCUGCAACAGCAACUACUAAGGUGACAAUAAUAAUUCGUGGUCGCAGCACGCCUUGCGCAGAUGAGAAGACAUACGAGGCUACUUCGGAUGCUCCUCUGCCGGCCAUGUUCAUCGAUGGUACCCAGCGGUCAGGGCCCGAAGAAGGUGUCACCCUGACUGUGCACGAACAGCAGCGGAUCGAAAUCUAUGUGCGGUAUAUAGAAACGACGCUGAUAGUGCGCCAGGCUGGCCGUUACCUGGCCUUUUCAGCUCGUAUGCCAGAGGAACUCGUCAGCUUCGGCAGCGGUGUCGAUGGAGAUUUCGGUGACAGUAGUCUCCAGUUAUGUGUGCGUGGGUGUCCGGCGUCUGAACGGCUUGAUCCCAUCGCCGAAAGAGGCCACAAGCUACCUUGGGACAAAGCCAUGGAGCGCUGUCGUAGGUCUGAUAGCAACGAAGUCACCAACAAUCUUACCGACCAUUAUCUUGACUGGUGUGUGUUCGAUGUCAUGACGACAGGAGAUGGAGCCGUAGCGAAUGAUUUCACAGCAGCUGCUCAUUCAGCACAAGCUGAUGUCUUCAGACUUGAUCCGCAGUCGCUCAAGAAUAAGACCACGUCAUAUAGAGAGCAGAAUCCAUAUUCCUCCCAUACGUCUUUCCCAGGAUGUCCUAGUAUAUUAGUUGUGCUUCUUGUAGUAGCAUUACAGUGGGCAUGAGUUACUCCAUAAUGGUGUAAUGCACCAUGGGUUGAAAACUUAGUGCAACGUGUAGUGGGGAGCCGGGUAUAUCGUCACCAAUCGAGAUCACAUGCGAAGCAAAUGGAGGAGUUCAGUCAAAAAGAAAAUAGAAAGCAGCCUUUCAAAAUUGAUAAAAGUGAGACAUAAGCACAUUUAUCUAUCCACCUUUUGGUAGCAAGAGAGGCAAUGAAAUUAAAAGUAUAUAAAUGGUGCAAGUAGAACAAGAGUGGUAUUCCACUGAAGGGCCCAUUAUUAUUUGUUUUUCAUAUAAUUGUAGUUCAAGAAAAUAAAUUAUAAUUACAGAAACUCUCCACCCUUCAAAAUCUUAAAGAUUAAAUUGCUCAUUCGCUCUCCAGCAUGAAAUUUCUGUCAUAAAAUGGAAUUUCCUCCAGACAUUCCCUAAUUUGAUUAUAGAAUGACCAUGAGGAUGACAUGAGCAUGUUUUACUGGCCCAGCAUAAGGGAGAUAUCACCACUGUACAGAAACAGUGCCGCUACUGACGAUUCCAAACCCUACAAAGUAACGUACGGCUUGUUUCUGCAACAACUGUGAUCUCAGAGAAGAACAAACUGGAUUGCCAUCCUUGCUUUCAGUUCAUGUAAUGACUUUCUGAAAGACUAACGCAUCUCAUUUGACAGAUAUUUAAACUUACACAUCUUAAAUCAUUCAGUCUCCGUGAUAAACUUCCAGCUCAUCUGCCUGCCAUUUAUAUGAAUGUAUAUGUACAUGUUGUAAAACCAGUGCUUGAUAUGUGAAAAGAGACAUACACAGAUUCUGUCUUGUAGCAAAUGGAAUGUACCAUUGAUUGAUUGGCGCUAUGUCACAUCCAUGAGACUGUUUUAUGCAAAUGUGUAUAUAUUUGUGGACCUGAGGUUCUCAUUGUCAGCAGCUGAUUGUGUAUAUUACUUGUCUGUGACGUGACGCAUUGUAGGUUGGCAGAGGUGGCUAGCUACAAAAGUACACGGUGUCACAUCACAGGAAAAAAGAAAUCUUUGUAUAUAGGUAUUCCUAUCAAGAUUCCCUCCUCCAUUGGGAUGUGUAGGUUGUUCCUAUGCAUUAUCAUACAGAUGCAUGAUUUUCUGUCAGAAACACAGUCAGUUUUCUAGACAGUGCAGCUGUGCAAUGAACUUGUGUGUUUUGGUCAUCCACAUUUGAUGAGGAGCUGGGAGGGGAAGGGGUUCACUGUAGUUGAAGACAGUUUAAAUUUGUGGAGUUUGACAGACACAGUCACAAAUUAAGCACUGGAUCAAAUCAUUCACAGCCCAUUCAUUCGCUAGGUAUGUAUAUGCUGUAAAUAAUGGUAUAUCAAAGAAGUAUUGCAUUGUAUUAUUUGAAUAGCUACAUUAAAAAUUAUAUACGGUGUAUAUGCAUGCAUGGUUGUUGCGGUGCCAGUUUAUAGUGUUGUAUAGCAGGAGAUCGAAAGUUAUUUUUUCAGUGCUUCCAGCCAGGUGAUUUUGUGAUUGCAAGAGAUUCAGUAGAUAGCAUAUGGACACUGGAAUUCAGAGUUAGCUUUUCAUCAAACAUUUGGAAUGUGUGUACUUGGGUUCAUGAGUAUAUGUGUGUGCAUGCUCGCGUGCGCAAUAUUACUGGAAUACCUUCUGAUUACUUCAAACCUACAGAAACAUUUUCCUGUAUAGGCAGUCUAACUUCCAUUUUGUACUUUGUAAGUAGAGGAAGGUAUUCUAAUAUAAAUUGGACUGAAAGAUAUUUUUAUAUUAUCCCAAUCCAACUGUAAGAUUCAGAGAUAUGAUGGUACAGGAAGAGACAAAUAUUUGUACCAUUUUAUCCCACACUGCAGUAUCUUCCGUGCAAAGCCAUUACAACUCAUGAAAAAGAUGCUGGCACUGGUAAAAUGUAUUUCAGACUUCAUCAUCCAUUUGGUCAUUACUUCUGUAGAGGGGUUGUUUGUGCAUAAGAUGUCAAUUGUACAUCACACCAUGCUGUAAAGACUGUUGAGAUGGGCGAUAGAUGUCAUGUUUUUGUGAGAAUCGUUAAGACAAGCAACCAACACCUUAUUUGCUGUAUUACAACUAUUGAGGUUUAUGGUUUGAAAUAACCUUUGUUAUACAAAAUUUUGCUAGUUAAGUAUAUUAACUAUAUCUUCUAAAAAUAAUAUGGAGAGUGUGAGGGUUUAACAAUUCUAGUAGCUAAUGAUAAAUUUAUAAUUAAAUUAAGAGCAUUUAUUAGUCAAUAAAUGCAAAAACUAGCUGUGCGGCCACUCACAACUCACAGCUUAAUUCAGAACCAGAAUCACGGACAACUAUGUGAGCUAAAAGUAUGAUAAUUUUGAGAGUAUUAUUCCUGCUUAAAGUUUAACCAAGGUACAUAUGUGUGCACUGUAUUUGCAAGUUGUGACCAUGAAAGGACGAAGUUCGCUUCAGUACUGGAUAGUUAUUUUACAAGUUUUGUAAAAUAAAUUGAAAUCCCAAAUUUAAAGAUGUAGUUGAUUUAAGCCAGUGGUUUUCAACGUUUAUCAGACCGUAGCCCGGUAAAUUCUUGUUUCUAAAAGAUGAGGGCCUGGCGGUUGAGAAACACUGAUUUGAACUUUACAAUUGAAGAUGACUUCAAAAAUCUGUAAUUGUGGGAAAUUUGCAUGUAAAUAUUUUAAAUUGUAUGCUUCCAGAAAUGUGAAGGUCCACCUACCCCUGCUCUAAGAGAAUCUGAGCUUGCAAAUUCUUAUAGUGUCUGAAUAGAAUAAAAUUCACUUCAGAUUGUUUAUUUGUGAAACUGAUUGAUAAAUCACAAUGUAUAUGAAUAUAGUGGAUGCAGAGAUAAAACUGAAACCAUUCUCAGAUGUUAGGACAAAAUGGAAAUGAUUUUGAGCAUCAUAUUGGAGCCACCUCAGGUCUCUGAUUCUUAAUAUAUCAGUUGGGGUCAAUGUCAGGGGAUUAAACUUGAACCACUGUCUUACCACAGCUCACAGAAUGAAACACCUACCCAAAUUAAAGUGUAUGUUGUCAUGUCAUGGCAAGAAAAAAAAGAAUUUUGGACAUAGGAUUGGUACUAUUACAUUUGGCCGCACCGUUCAGACAUUUCUCGGUUCUUAGUGUGAGAGGAAGAACCAUCAGUAAUUAUACGGCAGAGCAACUCUUGUAUUAAUAAUGUGCAUAAAACUCUUGUGUACUAUAGAUAAGUGAUAUCAGCUAGGAAAAGACUUGACUUUUCCUUCAUUGGUAUUUACAGAGCUAAACACCGCAACUUAUCAUCAAUAUAUGUAGAGCUCAAAGUUUCCCUUGUUGAUAAAGGACAGCUUAUCAGUUAAUUUGAAGAUGUAAGUUGGGUGUGUGAUAUGUGUAUUCUUCUUGACAUAUCUGUGGGCAUUUGAGUGACCUGUACAACAGUGUAUCAGCCUUCCAAAUGAUUAUCAUUAUUUCAUUCUCAGCAUUAAAAAAAUAAUACUUGUCAUUUUCCAAACUAUCAAAAAAUAUUUCGGCAAUACAAGACUAUUUUCUAACCCUUUUGAAGAACCAUGAGCUGAUGCUGAAGCUACUGUACUACACUAACUGACACGAUGGACCUAGUUCUAAAUUCAGAGAACUGUAUUUCCUGUAACAUUUGUAAAUGUCUUCCUAAAGACAAAAUAUUUUAAUCUGUGGCAGAGGGCAGCUUUUUUUGUAAGCUGAAAGUAGUUACAUUUUUGUAAACAAGCUUUCUCUGAGAAGCUAAAUAAAUUUGCACAAUAGGACUGGCUUUCAGAUAAAAAUCUCAUGCCAGUCCUACUUACCAAGAGAAUCACACCUGCCAUAAAUUGCUUGAUGUGUCCAGUGCUGGCCCAACAGCCACAUUAGUAAAUUGUUAUAUUUUAAUUGCUUAUAAACAUUGUAACGUUUUAUUUACAUUUUGUUUUCUAAAGCAAAGUUCUAUAGAAGGAAAAUUAAAAAAAAAUUGGCUUUUCAACAGACACGGUUUCAGUGUUGGGUUACUAUUUAUAACAAACUCUAAUUUGGCUAUUCUUUGUGAAGUCCAUACUUCUGCAGCCCACAGAUGAAGGGCAGUUUUGAAAUGUGGCCAUUUGAAAAGAGGCUAUGCAUCACUAGAUUAAAAUAUCAAGAAUAAUAUUUGACCAACUAGAAACCAGAUGCCAUUAGUACAUCAGACUGUUUUCUUUUCCCAGUGAAACACUCCAGUACUUUGGAGCUGUAUCCUCAUUAGACAUACUGGUACUGAGAAGUCAUUAUUUCCAUCACUGAAAAGCCCCAGUAUUAAGCACAUUAUUUUUCUUACAGGAUUUGAGGUUCUCACACGGUAGUUAUGAAGAGUUCUGUUAUCUGGGAUAUAAUGCUGUGUAAUUCAUUGAAAGUCGACCUACAUUUCAGAGGUGACAUGUUCCUCUGAAACGUCAGUUGAUUUUCGACAUACUCAGCAUUAUGUCCCAGAAGAGAGAACUCACUGAAAUGUCUAAUUUCCUCAGAGAUAUCAAAGUAUUCUUUCCUCAAUAAAACACCCACAAAUUAUGUCAUCACUGACCCUUGCUUGAAAACUCUAAUAAUGGGAACUUUUUUUUUUUCAAAUUCAUAUCUUGUUGACUGUUUUCUCCUCACUGAAAUAUCCCAUUAUUUUCUCAUUGAAAUGCUGGGAUGUACAUUCUGUCACUUGAACUAGCAACUUUGGGAAUUGCUGGUGUAGAAGUCACUACUUGAGCUGACUGGAGAUUUUGUUAAUUCCUUCAACACGUUACCUUUUUAUGAUUAUAUGACACAGAGUAUGUUGGUCAGAUUAAAUGUUUCCCACACCUCUGCUGUAGCAGGGGAUGAUGCGGUAUUUACAGCAAACAGUUCAGUGUCCUUUGCAACUCCUUUGAACAAUUAUUUUAACGUUAAGAUGUAAGAUUGAGAUCAUGUGCCGUUCCUUGUUUCCUUGUUAAAGAACUCAAAAUGCACGGAUGAAUAUGGCACUUUAUUUGAAUCAGUAAUUGUUAUGAACUUACUAUUUGACCUUUCAGGAGAUGAGGAUCUGUUUACAUUCUUAAUAGUUUGCAAAAGGCUGAUGAAAUAUCAGCUGUGUAGAAAAACACCGACCAUGAAAAGGAUGAGCCCACAGACUUUCCUAACGAAUCCAGGAAACUGCAGGAUUGGCUAGGGAGGUUACUUACCUAUAUGUGGUAUGAAAAGUAUGUACUGUAUUACUUGAUAACUUUACUCUGAAGAAAACUUGUAUUUCUUUUUUUAAGAGGGCUGCUUAUUUUCAUAAAUAAAAAGGGAUUUAAAUAGCAAAGAGACUGUGCAAUAUUGAAAGCCACUGUUCAUGUUUACAGAUGGAAGAUCCUGAAGUGUCAUUCAGUAGGACAAGUUCUCCCAAGGUUUGUUGUGUGCGUUCUGUUACUGAUGUUAAUUGUGUUUUCUGUAAGUGUGAACAAAGUGAUUUUGUUGUAAAAAUAGUUGUACAUUUUAUUUAUGAAAAGAACAUUGUGAUGUAUAGGAAAUAAUACGGUUGGUUAACCAAAUACAAAUAUAAUAUGAUAUAAAGGGAGCGUUAGUUUUUU
This is a messenger RNA of Cryptotermes secundus, 7417 nucleotides long. Its product is annotated as RGM domain family member B. Lineage: Eukaryota; Metazoa; Arthropoda; Insecta; Blattodea; Kalotermitidae. The coding region runs from base 565 to 1914 and encodes 449 amino acids. The record is from RefSeq and is a predicted model, not a curated record. Gene Ontology annotation, cellular component: plasma membrane. The transcript has 4 exons. Gene Ontology annotation, molecular function: coreceptor activity. Gene Ontology annotation, biological process: BMP signaling pathway.